GAAAUGUCGUACAUGACCAGUCGGAUUAAUCUUCUUACCCAGGAAGUACAAGGUGAGUAUUUUAACAGACUCACAUGUAUGCGGACAGUGCUGUGUUGAGACUGACCAAGUGUCCAAAGUCAGUGCAGUUGAAGAUGAUCUAGAGCAGUGCGGGUAUACCUGCUGAAACAAUGAAGAGCGGUUGGGAUACUUUCAUCAGUCGUGCGGCGGUAACAUCCCACCGCAAAGGGUUGUGUAUCGCAAAUCUGACUUUGACAGCUUGAUGCAGGCCAUAUUGAAAACAUGGUUGCUACUUCAAGGUAUAUAGAGCUAAUACUGGGGGCGGUUAUAAAAUGUGGCUUGUUGAGAAAGAUCUUAAAUACAGCCAAUCAUCAAGAUCUACUAUUAGUCUUACCAAAGAGUUCCGGAGGACGUGAAUCACGUGACAUUUGGAGACAUGUAAUGAAAGAAGCAAAGGACGCGGGACUGUUGAGAGAUAUUCUUGAGGCGGCGCAUCGUUGUGGACGAUAUGAAGAAGCAGUUGCAGGAGCCGUCGACGGUGGUGUACUGGAUGUUCACGAAGAAGCUGAGAAGGUCGCACAAGAAGCAACAAAUGAUAUGAGGUGUUUCAUUUUUCGCAUAGUCCAUGUUUUGGGGAGUAGGCCUAGAUCUAUUUUCAAGGCACUCACAUAUCCUGAAAUAGAUAUUGUGCAGCGGAAAUUAGUUGAACAAGCUACAAAAGCUGGUGUAAUGAGAAAUGUACUUGAAGGUGCUAUACAGAGUGGGAAAGGUCUGUUUUGUUUUGAGAUCAAAAGCCAAUGGAAGUUGUCAGCAAUACUGACAGUAGCGAAGGAAGCUGGUGUUUUGGUGGAUGUACUACAAGCAGCUGCAGGAUGUGGCCGGCUUGGAAUGACUCUGGCAGCAGCGAAGGAAGCUGGUGUUUUGGCUGAUGUACUACAAGCAGCUGCAGGAUGUGGCCGGCUUGGAAUGACUCUGGCAGCAGCGAAGGAAGCUGGUGUUUUGGCGGAUGUACUACAAGCAGCUGCAGGAUGUGGCCUGCUAGAAAUGACUGUGGCAGCAGCGAAGGAAGCUGCUGUUUUGAUGCAUGUACUACAAGCAGCUGCAGGAUGUGGCCUGCUUGGAAUGACUAUGGCAAAAGCGAAGGAAGCUGGUGUUUUGAUGGAUGCACUACAAGCGGCUGCAAGAUGUGACCAGCUAGGACACGUUGCUACAGAGGCAUAUGGUGAUAUUGUGUUGAGAGAAGCCCUGAGAGUUGCUGGAAUUUGCAACUUUGUGACAAAGGUUGUGAAGGAUAAAGUCUUAGAGGAACUAUUUAUACAAGUUGUACAGCAUGGUCUAUUGAAAUACCUGGUUCAGGAAGCUGAGCAAUCACGGAUAUUGAGAAGUAUAUUAAUGCAGGCUUCAAAGAGUGGAAUGAUUAGGAGGUCAUGGGAAGAAGCAAAGAGACGUGGUGUGAAUAACGAUGAUAUAGCAAAGUCUGUAAGACUCCUUCAGAACAUCAAAGGGGCUAAAACAGCUGAUAUGAAGAUAAUGCUGCAAACAUUCCUAAGCGGAUCAACACUUGAUGCAUAUAGUUUGAUGAGUUCUUUUCCAGUAGAUCUAAUAUGUGAUGAAGAAGAUGAUUCUGCGCCUCCAAUCCAAAAGGCACAUUCCCUGCUGAUCUUGGCCUGGCUUUUGCUGAUCGUUCUGACACUUGUGAGAGGUCGUGGUUUAAGCCGUACACGGAAUGCUGAACAUCGCAAGAGUGUGAUCAGCCAAGUGACUAUUUGUAGUGGGGACAUUGAGAGAAACCCCAGUCCCGAUGUGAUCUUGAAUGACUGGCUGAAAGAGAUGUAUUCUGAGUUAGUCCGGAGGUUGAAAGGUUGGAAAAAGAAGAAUAUACCUUGGAAGCAGUUCCGAUUGCCUGAUCCACGAAAUAGCGGACAAGACAGGGACACACUCCUCGCCUUGAUUUCACGUCUUGGCCUGCUUACCCUCUGUGACAACCAUGAUACCUCUGACUUGUAUGUGGAUGAGUUUCUGCUCCUCAGAGACAAUAUAAAUGACAUAAAGAGGCUAAAUUUAGAUGUGCUGGACUGGGCUGUUAAAAAGAGGAAGAUUCUGGUCAAAGCCAGGGAGUUGGAUAAUGAAAUGAGUCUCCUGCCUGAAGAUGAACGAAGAAAAGCCCAGAGAGCUGUCCAUGGCCUCCAGCUGCAGCAUGUUGCCUUCUACCGACAGGGAGCAGUAGAAGAGCAGGUUGAGGAAGAAGAGAGCGAAGGAGAUGUAGAUGAAGACUUUGAUGAAGACGGAGGUCAUGAUGUAGAGAUCAAGGAGGGGUCACCCCCGCUCCCUCAGCCAGACUGUCCACGUGGUGCAGCUGUUGCAGGCGAUGAAGCCAACAUGCUACUUUCAUCCUCAAUAGAAGAUAGUAAAAGCAGUUCUGAAAAUACCCUUGAUGCCUUGGAAGAAUUUCUAAACAUACCAAACCUCCUCCAAUUUAAUGAAAUUGAAAGUUUUCAAUUUAACGAGUCUCUGUUGUUAUAUGAAUGUGACGAAAGUACACAAAACGUGCCUCAGAAUGAAGCCAGGUCUCCCAAGAGAGAUGCUCCUUCUGACCAUACACCAAAUGAUGUGAUGUCAUGGCAACGCUCUGAGACGAUGAAGGACGGACAUGAAGUGACAGACGAUAAACACACUCUCCAACCACGUGGCCCAGUAGAUAUUCAGUCACAGUCUCAGAAGUCUCAGAGUGCCAUAGAACCUGAUCAAGCACCUGCCCCAGCACCUGCCCCCCGACCAGUUCUGCCAACCGAUGCCAGCAUUCACUCACGAAUGGAUACUCUUGUUCAGAACUUGGAGAAUGUCCUUGACAUUCGUGGUCUGGAUUCACGCCGAGUAAAUGGAAAUGUGAGGACUACGUUUCCCUUAGCACGGAAGAGAUCGCACAGUUUUGAUUCUGGUUCUAACUGUUACUGCAGAAGAAACAAGAUGAUUCGAUUCACCUGACUCUUGUAAGCAUGCUGAUAUGGAAUAUGUACAUGUACUAUGGUGCUCUGUGUAGAUUCGGAUUUAAGUUGACGAAUGAGAACAUCUGAAUUGUUUUUCGUAUGGUAUAGGGGAGGCAACUCUCCGCUUAACUUCUUUGAGAGGCAUUUAGAAGUUGGAGUACUAAGUGGGGCGGUCAGGUAGGCUAGUGGUUAAAGCAUUCGCUCGUCAUGCCGAAGAUCCGGGUUCGAUUCCCGACAUGGGUACAAUGUGUGAAGCCCAUUUCCGGUGUCCCCCGCCGUGAUAUUGCUGGAAUAUUACUAAAAGCGGAGUAAAACCAUACUCAGUCGGUCAGUCAGUGGAGUACUAAGUAAGGAUAGGAUUUAUGGAUGAACAACUCCUUUACUAUGAUUAUGAGCGAAAUUUUGAUGUAGGUUCUAACACCAUUAUCAAGUAAGUGUGUACAGAGUAUGGUUGACAAGUAUAUAUACAGGUAGGAGGCAUUGUUGAUACAGUAGAGUAGAUGUCAGAUGUAGUUACACUGGAGUGGAGAAGCCUGUUAUGUACACAAAAAGGGUAGUAAACAUAAUGAUCGGCGAAGUCAGUAAAUCUUCAUCCAUAAAUCUUAUCCUUACUUAACUCUCCGCUUGUACUGUUUCACCACUGCUCUCGAAUUCAUUUGUCAUGUGUGAUGCUGUAAUACGUUUGUUUAUUAUUCACUUAUUGAUGUUUUAUUUCACUUUUCCUAUAAAGCAGGUUUUGGCCUGAGUUAGUUGAUAUGACUUGGUGAUCUCCCUACUUAAAUGCUCAAAUGGAGUGCUCCCUGGUCUAGUGGUAGACCUAGAGGUCCGGGGUUUGAUCCCCGGCCGCGUCAUACCAAAAGAUGGUGUCUGACUGUACUCUUACUACAGGCAUUAAGGGGCUAAAACAAGGACUGGUCGGCUCGGAGUCAGUAUACUGUGUCUGAGUGGGCUAUUCAUGUUAAACUGCGGCAUGGUAUAUCUCAGUGUGCUAGCACUAUAAAUCGGCAUCAGUCCGGACUAGUACAAGCAGCCACACACAAACACAUGUGAAUGCACGUCGCUAUAUAAUUGCAAUAUUCUUGGACGCGACGUUAAACCCAAGGGAAGUCUCAGAGGGAGAACCCUUCAACCUUCACUGCGUAUGUCAGACAAUUUUGUUUAUGAAUGUGAACUUACAUAUAUAUAUCUAUUGUUUUUUUCUAUCUUUCCAUUGUUGCCUUCAAAGACUUCAAGAAGUGUGCAUUUUUCACUUCUUGUUGUUUGGAAAAUAUUUUUGUAAUGCAGUUGACCAGAAACUGAAUAUUUUUAUAUGUAGAUACAUUGUUAUGGUAAAUAAACACUUCAAUUUA
Messenger RNA from Haliotis rufescens (red abalone), 4336 nucleotides. RefSeq lists its product as uncharacterized. The transcript is spliced from 4 exons. The record is from RefSeq and is a predicted model, not a curated record. Bases 283 to 2985 code for a protein of 900 amino acids. NCBI's taxonomy places the organism in Eukaryota, Metazoa, Mollusca, Gastropoda, Lepetellida, Haliotidae.